CAUCUCCAAGAACAUUUUCCACGGGAGAGCCAAAUAACGUCAGUGAUUGCUCGCCACCGUCGGAAAAAUAGGUCUCGUUGUGUCUUCCCCCUAGUAGUGACCAGCCUCGGCAGCAGGGAUCAGCCAUGCCGUUCGGAAACACCCACAACGCGCUAAAGAUGAAGUACCCUUCUAGUGAGGAGUACCCAGAUCUCAGCCAGCACAAUAAUCAUAUGGCCAAGAUCUUGACUCCUGCCAUCUACGAGCGUCUGAGGAGCAAACAAACGCCCAGUGGUUUUACAUUGGAUGAUGUCAUUCAAACCGGGAUUGAUAACCCAGGCCAUCCCUUCAUCAUGACUGUGGGAUGUGUGGCUGGAGAUGAGGAGACAUACGAGGUCUUCAAGGAGCUGCUGGAUCCCAUCAUUGAGGACAGACAUGGAGGAUACAAGCCUACAGACAAGCACAAGACCGACCUCAACCCAAACAACCUGAAGGGUGGAGAUGACCUGGACCCCAACUACGUCCUUAGCUCCCGUGUCCGAACAGGAAGGAGCAUCCGGGGGUUCUGUCUGCCCCCACACUGCAGCCGUGGAGAGCGAAGGGGCGUUGAGAAAAUGUCUGUUGAAGCUCUGGACUCCCUGUCCGGUGACCUGAAGGGGAAGUACUACGCCCUGAAAAACAUGACAGAUGCCGAGCAGCAGCAGCUGAUUGAUGACCACUUCCUGUUUGAUAAGCCAGUGUCUCCUCUGCUGCUGGCCUCUGGCAUGGCCCGGGACUGGCCCGAUGGCAGGGGGAUCUGGCACAAUGAUACCAAGACCUUCCUGGUUUGGGUCAACGAGGAGGACCACCUGCGUGUCAUCUCCAUGCAGAAGGGUGGCAACAUGAAGGAGGUGUUCAACCGUUUCUGUACUGGCCUCACAAAGAUUGAAACCCUGUUCAAAGAUAAGGGCACUUCAUUCAUGUGGAACGAGCACUUAGGCUACGUGCUCACCUGCCCAUCCAACCUGGGAACAGGGCUGCGUGCUGGAGUCCACGUCAAGAUCCCCAACAUGAGCAAGCACGCCAAAUUCGAGGAGGUACUCAAGAGGCUAAGGCUUCAGAAACGUGGAACAGGUGGAGUGGACACCGCAGCCGUGGGUGGCACCUUCGACAUCUCCAAUGCCGAUCGCCUGGGAUUCUCCGAGGUGGAGCUGGUGCAGAUGGUUGUGGAUGGAGUCAAGCUGCUGGUUGAGAUGGAGAAGAAGCUGGAGAAAGGCCAGUCUAUCGACAACAUCAUGCCCGCCCAGAAGUGAAAACUCUUGUGAUUGCUUCCCUUUGCCAUCUGAAUGAAUGUGUGACACUAUCCCGGAAUGCACUUACUCUCUCACAAGGUCAUCUAUCAUUGUGAUAGUGGAUCUGAAAAUAAAAAAACUGUUUCAA
This is a messenger RNA of Oncorhynchus masou masou (cherry salmon), 1398 nucleotides long. RefSeq names its product creatine kinase, testis isozyme-like. Gene Ontology annotation, biological process: phosphocreatine biosynthetic process. Bases 126 to 1271 code for a protein of 381 amino acids. The record is from RefSeq and is a predicted model, not a curated record. NCBI's taxonomy places the organism in Eukaryota, Metazoa, Chordata, Actinopteri, Salmoniformes, Salmonidae. Gene Ontology annotation, molecular function: creatine kinase activity. The transcript is spliced from 8 exons.